CUGAGCCGAAGGCAGACGCUUAACCUCUGUGCCACCCAGGCGCCCCUACAUAACAGUUUUAAAGAGUCUCCCUCUUGGGGAAAAAUUGACUACUACAUCUUAAAAUGCUUUAUGUGAUUAUUUUCUUCUAUGUAUUACUUUUAUGAUUAGAAGGAACAAAAGCUACAAAAAUACUUUCAGAGCUAUAGUUUGUUACAAAGCGCUGUCCUUUGGAUUAGAAAUGACACUGUUGUCGGGAAGGAGGAAUUUUCUCUGCCCUUCAAAGUCCUAGCUGGACUAAGAAUCAAAUUGACAUGAGACAGAUUAGCAGGAGAAAAUCAAAUUUAAUAGCAUACAUAAGAGGAAUCCUCAGAGACAUGGAAAUUCCAGAGACAGGCAACAUGAUUCUUAUGUGAGCUGAGGAAAAGGGGUAAGGGCCUGAGGAUACAAAGGGCAGAAAGACCAUUAGCAGGAAGAUGAGAAGAAAUGGUUGGAAAACAAAGAUUGCCUUAUGUAUAUGUGUCUUAGGUAGGGGAAUCUCUGUUAAUAGUUCUCUUCUUGGUACAAGCAGGCAGUUGAGGGGGAGGUAAAGAGCUUUUCCUGAAUCUGCUGAGUUUUGACUGCUUUUAACUCAAAACAGUGUUCAUACCAAAGUGGCCCAUCUUGGGGCAGCCAGCCCUUGGCCCCUUGUGCUAUUAACAAUAGAUACUAUGAUUUAGAUUUUCAGCAGUAUUGUUAGAGGAAUUAAUCUAGACCUGGAUCUGACUUCCCUUGUUUUCUAGGGAAUGUAUUUAUUAGUUAGUUUGUUUGUGGUUAUGUUACAAAGGGGACCCUAAGCUGCACAUACUGUUAAAAAUAACUGACCACUAUAUUUUCUUGGUUUUACUUGCUCAUUGGUCAAGGAAUAGGGUUAUCAAGGGCUCUGUGUAAAAUGUUCCCACUUAUCAAACAGAUACCUCUUCCUUACUGUCUGCAUCAGCUGGUAAAGGUGACUGUACAUAUGUGCAUUUUCCUUUUGGGAGAAAUGGUCCACAGCACUAACUGAAUUCAUCAUACAAUUGAAAUAAAAUGACAACCUCCUGGAGUGAUCGGUUACAGAAUGCAGCGGAUAUGCCUGCUAACAUGGAUAAACAUGCCCUGAAAAAGUAUCGGCGAGAAGCCUAUCAUCGGGUGUUUGUGAACCGAAGUUUAGCCAUGGAAAAAAUAAAGUGUUUUGGUUUUGAUAUGGAUUAUACACUUGCUGUGUACAAGUCCCCAGAGUAUGAGUCCCUUGGCUUUGAACUUACUGUGGAGAGAUUAGUCUCUAUUGGCUACCCUCAGGAACUGCUCAGCUUUGCUUAUGAUUCUACAUUUCCUACCAGGGGACUUGUUUUUGAUACACUAUAUGGAAAUCUUUUGAAAGUUGAUGCCUAUGGAAACCUUUUGGUCUGUGCACAUGGAUUUAACUUCAUAAGAGGUUCUCAGGUAGCUGCUCAGAAGAGACCAGAAACUAGAGAGCAGUAUCCAAAUAAAUUUAUCCAACGAGAUGACACUGAAAGAUUUUACAUUCUGAACACACUGUUCAACCUACCAGAGACCUACCUGUUGGCCUGCCUUGUAGAUUUUUUUACUAAUUGUCCUAGAUAUACCAGCUGUGAAACAGGAUUUAAAGACGGGGACCUCUUCAUGUCUUACCGAAGUAUGUUCCAGGAUGUAAGAGAUGCUGUCGACUGGGUUCAUUACAAGGGCUCCCUUAAGGAAAAGACAGUUGAAAAUCUUGAGAAGUAUGUAGUCAAAGAUGGAAAAUUGCCUUUGCUUCUGAGCCGAAUGAAGGAAGUAGGGAAAGUGUUUCUUGCCACCAACAGUGACUAUAAAUAUACAGAUAAAAUUAUGACUUACCUGUUUGAUUUCCCACAUGGCCCCAAGCCUGGGAGUUCCCAUCGACCAUGGCAGUCCUACUUUGACCUGAUCUUGGUGGAUGCGCGGAAGCCCCUCUUUUUUGGAGAGGGCACAGUACUGCGUCAGGUGGAUACUAAGACUGGCAAGCUGAAAAUUGGUACCUACACAGGCCCCUUACAGCAUGGCAUUGUCUACUCAGGAGGUUCAUCAGAUACAGUCUGUGACCUGUUGGGAGCCAAGGGCAAGGACAUUUUGUAUAUUGGAGAUCACAUUUUUGGAGACAUUUUAAAAUCAAAGAAACGGCAAGGGUGGCGAACUUUCUUGGUGAUUCCUGAACUUGCACAGGAACUGCAUGUCUGGACUGAUAAGAGUGCACUUUUUGAAGAGCUUCAGAGCUUGGAUAUUUUCUUGGCUGAACUCUACAAGCAUCUUGACAGCAGCAGCAACGAGCGCCCAGACAUUAGUUCCAUCCAGAGGCGUAUUAAGAAAGUAACUCAUGACAUGGACAUGUGCUAUGGGAUGAUGGGAAGCCUGUUUCGCAGUGGCUCGCGGCAGACCCUCUUUGCCAGUCAGGUGAUGCGAUACGCUGAUCUCUAUGCAGCAUCCUUCAUCAACCUGCUGUAUUAUCCAUUCAGCUACCUCUUCAGAGCUGCCCACGUCUUGAUGCCUCAUGAAUCCACGGUGGAACAUACACAUGUAGAUAUCAAUGAGAUGGAAUCCCCUCUUGCCACCCGGAAUCGCACAUCAGUUGACUUCAAAGAUACCGACUACAAGCGACACCAGCUGACCCGGUCGAUUAGUGAAAUUAAACCCCCCAACCUCUUCCCACUGGCCCCCCAGGAAAUUACCCACUGCCAUGAUGAAGAUGAUGACGAAGAGGAGGAAGAGGAAGAAGAAUAAGGAGGAAAACCAAAACUGAGCACCCAUUACACAAGCCUGGCAGGACUCACAGGAGCAAAGGAUGGGUUCUAGCGGUGGGUGGGGGAACCCCGUCAAAGGUAUAUCUGGAAAGUUUCUGAAGACUUUAAAAUAUUCUAAUCAGAGAGAGAUACUUUUUAGUUUUGUUUGCACUCUUUGCAGAUGGUUCAAAUUGUAAUGGAGUCUGUACAAAAGGAAAGUAAGGGUGAAGCCGGGCUGACCUGCAUGCAGAUGGCGCCAUCGUGGCUAUGACACUGUUCCCUUGUCUCGUUUCAUCCUCAGUAUGUACUGGAGACACCCGGGGUGGUGAAGAGUCUCAGAGUGGAGUAAGGGUGAUGGCAAGAGGUCCAAAAAUGAUGUUAUGUUACAAAUUGUGCUCUUACUCCAAAAUCCAUCCUGAAAUUUUCAGUGCAUUACACAGUAUUGUAUAUCGGUGGAGAAAUAUAUUGUUUCCAUUAUCAAAUGUAGUCUUCUGUUAAGGUCAAGAUUCCUUUUAUAAGCUUUGAAGUGUCCUCCGUGCCUCUGGGCAGACUGGGGGCUUCAGCGGCCUUGCACAAGAAUCGGGUUUGCUGUAGGGCUGGAAGGCACUGGAGUGAGUGAUUCUGUUUUGAGUUCUUCUUACAUUUUUUUUUUUUGAUGGCAGAAAUGCUUGUUAUCAAGAAAGUCUUUUUCUCAUCUGGGAUCAACCUAUAGAAAGAAUUUAGCCUCAAGAGGAAGAAGGCGCAAGCCCCAUGAAAAGAAAAGGAGGAGCCACCUCCUUCCAUUAGAGCAUAACUGAGUGAAUUCUGUAGUGUGGGCCGGUGUGGCUCGUGCUGCCCAGAGUUCCAGCCUUCUCUGUCCGCUAGGGUGGACUGCUGUAGUUCAGAGCCAAGCUGUAGAGGAUGGGAAGAGGGCUCUGUAAGUAAGUCAGUCAGAACCAUACUAGAGCAGAGGGCACGAUCAGUGUGAGUGAAUUCCGAAUCCGAAGAGCAGUCACUUGUUUUGAACAGGACUGGACCAUCACUGUGUACUUUCGGGUCUCGGACGGCCUCACAGGCGCAGUCCGAAUGGCCACAGCAGUUCCCACAGUAGUGUAGACUUGUACUUUACCCUUCGUCUACUCCUUCUGUUCUCACUGGUGAACACAGAGGGUAAAUUAGCUGCUCUAGAAUUCAAUAAAGUAUAAUAUUUCUAAUGCUGA
Ailuropoda melanoleuca (giant panda) is the source of this 3955-nucleotide messenger RNA. RefSeq names its product 5'-nucleotidase, cytosolic II (gene NT5C2). The record is from RefSeq and is a predicted model, not a curated record. Bases 1048 to 2757 code for a protein of 569 amino acids. The transcript has 19 exons. Gene Ontology annotation, biological process: adenosine metabolic process; IMP metabolic process. Gene Ontology annotation, molecular function: 5'-nucleotidase activity. NCBI's taxonomy places the organism in Eukaryota, Metazoa, Chordata, Mammalia, Carnivora, Ursidae.